AUGUUGUCUUUAAAACGGGAGCUUAUUGGUCAGCAAGCUAUGUUUACAAAACCCAUUCAAGAUUCAAAAAUAGCUAAAGAAGUUAGUUAUGAAAUUUCUCGAAUAAUAGCAAAGCGAAGUCGCCCCUUAAAUGAUGGGCAUUUUGUAAAAGAAUGCAUAGAAAUUGCCGCUGAGAAAAUGUGUACAGAAGCAGCAAAAAACUUUGAGAAAAUUCAACUGAAUCGUAUAACUAUCCAAAGGCGAAUUAUGUCUUUGUCAGCACUCGAUGAAUCCACUGAUAUUAGUUCCAUAGCUCAACUUCUGAUAUUCAUACGAGGUGUUACUCAAGAUUUUGAACUCUUAGAAGGGUUAUUAGGAAUGUGUUCAUUGAAAGGUCAAACCAGAGGAGUUGAUAUACUCAAUGUACUUUUGGACGAGUGUUCAAAAACUGAUUUGGACUUAUCAAAAUUAUCGGGAAUUGCGACUGACGGUGCUCCUUCGAUGAUUGGUAUCAAUUCUGGACUAGUUACUUUGCUGAAAAAGUAUCUGCAAGAAAAAAACAUAAACGCUGAAGAUCUCAUGCAGUUUCACUACAUUAUACACCAAGAAGCCCUCUGUUCUAAAAAAAAUUGA
This is a messenger RNA of Parnassius mnemosyne (clouded apollo), 612 nucleotides long. Lineage: Eukaryota; Metazoa; Arthropoda; Insecta; Lepidoptera; Papilionidae. The record is from the annotation of a GenBank genome assembly.